UCUAUGGUCCCUGCUGCGCUUCCUGGUUGAAAACUUUGUGGCUAUGGAACAAAAAUCUUGGACAAAUCCGCUGUCAGGAGAAGGAAAUUGUCUGGGGAGCAGAGACAAGCAUUCGCAGCAGCGCAAGGUGUAUCUAGAUUACAAUGCGACUACUCCACCCGCAGCAGAAGUGGUUGAGGUGGUGACAGAAGCUUUGCUAGAAGGUUGGGGUAACCCAAGUAGCAGUUAUACUGCAGGAUGCAAGGCCAAGGAAAUGAUAGACACGGGACGGGCGCAGAUUGCAAGAAUGGUGGGUGGAAAACCAGAGGACAUCAUCUUUACCUCCGGAGGCACAGAAGCCAACAACAUGGUGCUGUUCUCAGCAGUGGAACAUUUCAGCGCUGCUGCCCCAGGAAGAAGCAGUAAUGGAGCAGACGGGGCUCUGCCGCACAUCAUCACCUCAAACGUGGAACACGACUCCGUGGCACUACCGCUGCUUCACUUGCAGAGGACUCAGAAAGCUGAAGUGACCUUCGUGCCGGUGUCUACUUUGACUGGUCGUGUGGAGGUGGAAGAUAUCAUUGCAGCUUUGCGUCCCAACACUUGUCUAGUGUCCAUCAUGUUGGCAAAUAACGAAACUGGCGUUAUCAUGCCUAUAGGUGAGUUGUCCCAACAUUUGGCUUCUAUUUCCCAAAAACGGGCUGCGCAGGGGCUUCCCAAAAUUCUACUGCACACCGAUGCUGCCCAGGCUUUGGGGAAGGUGGAGGUUGAUGUCCAGGAGCUGGGUGUGAAUUACCUGACGAUUGUAGGGCACAAGUUCUACGGACCACGUAUCGGUGCCCUGUACGUGAAUAGCGUUGGUCAGACGUCCCCUCUGCUUCCGAUGUUGUAUGGAGGAGGACAGGAGCGCAACUUCCGCCCGGGGACAGAGAACACGCCAAUGAUUGCUGGGCUGGGGAAGGCUGCGAACUUGGUGUCCUUACACGUCAGUUCAUACAAUGCACAUAUGACGAGUGUGCGGGAUUACCUGGAGCAGAGGUUAGAGGCUGCGUUUGGUGAAAGGAUCUGUUUUAACUCUCGCUUCCCUGGCACAGAGCGGCUUCCAAAUACCUGCAAUGUAUCGUUGCUGAGACCAUCCAUUCUAGGUCGCGAGUGGCUGUCCCAGUGCCGUUACCUGCUGGCUAGUGUUGGAGCUGCUUGUCACUCAGACCGAGGAGAUAGCCCAUCUCCAGUGCUGCUGAGCUGCGGGAUACCCCAUGAAGUGGCACGGGGGGCAGUGCGUCUUAGUGUUGGAAGAGAGACUUCUAAAGAAGAUGUGGACCUGAUCAUCAAAGACCUUCAGAAAGCUGUGCAGCAUUUUGAAACACAGCAAACACAGUGAAAGGAAGGCCUUCAGGCCCAAAACGUAUUGUGUUGGAGGUGUUGGGGGGGGCAUGGGUGUCUGUACAGAUAUAGGAAGGUGACCAUUAGGUUAUGGGGUAAAUGCCCCUUUUUACAGGGUGCGUUUUUUUGGGGGGGAGAACAGGGACCAUAAUACCAAACUUUUUCAUUUUUUUGAUUGUGUCGAUAGAUUUAAUCUGGUCAUAUUAUGAAAUUGUCAUGAAAUGGAGGAAUCGGAAUCUGAAGCAUAACUAUCUGGCCCCUUUAGUCUAAAUGGCAUAAACUGAGAAUUGCACUACA
This is a messenger RNA of Spea bombifrons (plains spadefoot toad), 1659 nucleotides long. RefSeq names its product selenocysteine lyase (gene SCLY). Lineage: Eukaryota; Metazoa; Chordata; Amphibia; Anura; Pelobatidae. The coding region runs from base 44 to 1360 and encodes 438 amino acids. The transcript is spliced from 13 exons. The record is from RefSeq and is a predicted model, not a curated record.